This is a messenger RNA of Racocetra fulgida, 362 nucleotides long. NCBI's taxonomy places the organism in Eukaryota, Fungi, Glomeromycota, Glomeromycetes, Diversisporales, Gigasporaceae. The record is from the annotation of a GenBank genome assembly.
UUGACCGCCUUACAGAUACAUUGGAUUUCAUGAAAACAAUUGGAGCAGAUGUACCAUUCUCUCCCAUGACUAGCACAUUAAACAGCAUUGAUUUGUUUAUGUCACAUGAAGGAUUGGUACUUGAAUAUGAACAGUGCAUGACACGUUUGUUGAAAGAUCCAGAAACUGGAAGUCCAAAGUGGUACAAUGUUGGCGCACAUUUCUUAUGGGUAGGUGAUAGGACUAGACAACUUGAUGAAGCGCAUAUUGAGUAUUUUCGUGGAAUUCGUAAUCCUAUUGGUGUUAAAGUGGGUCCCACCAUGCAACCAGAAGAACUUAAAAAAUUAUUGAAUAUAUUGAAUCCUGAUAAAGAGACUGGAAAG